Messenger RNA from Oncorhynchus keta (chum salmon), 1082 nucleotides. RefSeq lists its product as uncharacterized. Bases 237 to 782 code for a protein of 181 amino acids. The transcript has 4 exons. The record is from RefSeq and is a predicted model, not a curated record. Lineage: Eukaryota; Metazoa; Chordata; Actinopteri; Salmoniformes; Salmonidae.
UCUCUCCACUGGAACUUAUAUCUACUCUACGCCUACACACACCCACAAGGAAGACACACACACGCUCUAACUUGCUCUAUAGCCUCUUCGGUGGGCAAAUCUAGCAGACUGCAGAUGAGAGCUUCGUUAUUGUGUGUCUAUGAUGGUACUUUAAACUGUUGGUCAUCUAUAACAUAUAGCUCACGUGGUGUACAUCAGAUUAAGCAAAUUUCAGUUUCGAGAGCUUGUGUUUGGAAAUGGUUUGGCUCCGUGGAUCUAAAGUGCUGUCCCUGCUGUUGACAGUGUCUCUCUGUCUCUGUGUGUCACCUUCUCUAGACACAGGUGCCGUAGAGUUGAAGUACACCAAGACUCCUAUGGUUGGGACUGAGGGCAUGCCCUUGAGGCUCACGUGUAAGGCAGUGUAUGACACAAAAGAAUGUGGUCGUAUUGAUGCCUUUUGGUGUCAUCACACUUUGGAAGAGUGUCCCAAGCUCAUUGACCUCGGCAAGUACCUCACUGUUGUCAACGAGAAGGUUAUGGAGGAAUACAAUGUCAGACAAAGACACGUUGUAACAGACUUCAUAGAACUGACCCCUGCUGACCGAGGAGUCUAUCAGUGCAAUGCAGUAUGUGAAAUGGGAGGCCAUACUGCCAUGGGACACUACAUAAAUAUCACGGUCAAAGCAGCUCCAAUAGUUGAUCAAAGAAAGGCCAACAAUGGUGGACUGAACUGGACAUACAGCACUGGAACAAUACUGUGGUCCCUUCUCCUAAUACUGGAGUUACUUGAGGUUAAUCAUUGAGCUGGUCUGGUAGCUGAUGGCAGAUGGCGUCAAGGCUGAAAAUGACCUAUCAAUUAUAAUGGAGAUACCAUCUACGAUACAGAUUUACAGUAUAUCAAACCCAAACAUUUAACUGAAUUGUUUUACAUAUGUACAAAUAAGGUGCCUUUUGGCUCAAAAGACUACAACAUUUAUAGUCAUUGGCUAAUAGUUUACUUAACAUUUACGAAAAAUAAAAAUGUGUUAUAAACCAGCUUCAAACAUGUAUGUUGGAAGACAGGAGGGUUUGUACUACUUAAAUUAAAAUUCAAUUUCAUGGAA